UUUAUUUUUGCCGCUAUGAGAUCGACCCUCACUCUUCGCCUGAUCUUUCUCGCCAGUUGCACAUCCUUCAUCAUUCUCUGGCUGUCUCUACCACCAGCACCUCGAAAGUACCUUCAGAGCCACGGUCUCCGCCAACCAGAGUCCCGUUUGCUACCUUACAAAUAUUGGUACCAUCGAAACUUGUAUCCUGAGAAUUAUCGCGACGAUACCUGCGUAGAGUUUCCCGAUUUUGAAGAUAUUCUUUACGCGUCUGCGUCAUGGCAGUUGCUGCAAGUUGAGAAUGGGAACGUCUAUGUAUAUGGUGCUUACUGGGAUGAUCGGUUUGAACCGCUCGUCAGGGUGUUGGUGUAUAGUGAUGUGCAUCCUCUACCGAAGCUGUAUUGUCAAUUAUGGUACCCGAACGACAACGAACCACAACUGGAAGUCGCUAUCCCACUUUAUGCUUGGCGGACGCAGUGGGGCGGGCCUCUACCUGGAGUCAACGAGCCCUACAUAUUGUCCUGCAGCGGUCGGAGACACUCGCCCGAGCCUCAGGUGGCACCCGUCGCCGCUGCUGUGGUGACCACACCCUGUGGAGCCGUCACCAAUGUUGUUAGAGUACAGAACGCACCUUCGGAGAGUCUCCUCGGUUCCGUACAACCGGAAGCUGGAUCACGUCGUAACAACUCAGUAGCUGUGUGUGUGAAGUGGAUCCACUUCCGCGAAGACAUCUCCUCGAAACUGAUCGAAUGGCUGCAACUGCUGAAGCAGAUGGAUGCUGAGAAGGUCUUCUUGUAUACCAUUAAGCUUCACCCCAAAACAGUGAAAGUGUUGGAUCACUACGAGGCUUCAGGGUUCGUGGUGGCGACAGACCUGUCUCACGCCCCUCAGAUGUCAGGCCGCCAGCUGAGCCCCACGCUAAUGGAGUUCCUAGACAUGCGCAGAGAGCUGGUCACCUUGAACGACUGUCUGUACCGGAACUUGGGGAAGUACGAGUGGAUAGCCAUCAUAGAUGUCGAUGAAAUGAUUGUCCCUUAUACAACAAACUCGUGGCCAGACCUGAUUCAAUCAGAGUUAGCUUCAGCCGCCUCUGAGGGGGCUCUGCCGCUAGAUGCCCUAGUCUUCGCCAACUUCUACAUCACAGCUGAUAGCCAGAGAGAUCUGGUGGGACCGGCGCGACUGCCCAUGAUGGCGUUUACUUGGAGGAAUAAGGAACACAGUCCUUGGGGUUGGCGAGUCAAAUCCUUCAUGAACACCUCCUCAAUGAUAGCCGCACACAACCACAUCCCAAUAUCUUGUGACAGAGACUGCGUCAUGAGAAACGUCAAGACGGAAGUCGGGAAACUCCUGCACUUUCGACGAACGUGCUCCGAAGAAGGCGCAGAGUGUGAGAAAGAGAGAGAAAUCAUAAGAGACGAUACUUUCGGGAGGUGGAGAGAGAGAAUGGUUAAAGAAAUUGAGGAAAUUGAGAGAAUUGUUGGCGUUUAGAGAUAAAGGGUGGAAUUGUGUGGUUAUUUGGCUGUGAGGUCCUUGUAAGGCCUUUGUGGUUCUUUUAAGGCCAGAGCGGUUAUUAUGGCCUGAUAGGUUCUUUCAAGAAGGGACGUGGAAAAUUUAAUAAGGGGUGGAGGAUGUCGAUGGCGUACAAUUGGGGAGGCCUACAUCCAACAGUGGACGAAUAUGGGCUGAUAAUGAUGAGGAUCAGGGAGUGCAGGUUGGAUUCUGAAAGGGAAUCUAGAACUUCCUAAAUAUCUCGACUCUUUACGGUGCUAGCGAUGACAAUAUUUAAAAAAAAAACACAACUCGCGAUUUUUUUGUAUUUAGAUUUUUUAUGGGUGAGGAGAACCGAACCGAAAGUUAAGAAUGAUUUUAAUUACCUAAUCUAAUAUUUUAAUCACUUAACAGGCCCUAAAUUAUUUUAAUAUUUGACCGAAAAGACAUUUCUACAACGGUUAACGUCAGUAAAAACGCGCGAAUUUUAGGAGAUGACAGAUCAAAGUCACUUGACGUAUCGACGACAUUUCCAUCUAGUUGAGAAUUCCGUAUUAACGUCAGCGAUUGCAGAAAUUACACUUCGCUACAAGGCAGGAGUGACGUUCAUCUUCAUCAAGUGACAUGACUUUGCCUUGUAAUUUUAUCGCAUAAAGAAAUAGAAGUUAUGAGCAGCUCCGAAGCGUAUCAUAAUAGCGGUUUCCGCGUACUAUAAUAAAGGUCGUAGUCAACAACCUUUCACGCAUGCGCAUUGGAUCUUGGUCUACAGCGCAUCUGUCAUAAAAUUGAUCUAGUAUCAAAAUUGGUAUCCAAACACCAAAAUAGUUCAAUGAUGUUUAAAAACACAGUUUAAAAAAAUAACAUUAAAAAUGAUAGACUGUCAAGUGGCCUAGUGUUUUACGAACAAACAUUGUGGAGUUUUAAAUAAAAAACUGUUUUUAGUGUCAUUAAAGGAGCUUAAAAAGAUCUCUUAAAAUUUUCAUAAUUACGAAAGGAAGAACUAAAUUUUAAUGUAAAUUAUGCAGAUAUUUAUGUGAAGUUAAGUGAUUCUCCGAAUAUUAUCAAGAAGAAUAAUUUUAAUAGGACUACAUCAACAAUACAAAAAAGAACUUUGGC
Messenger RNA from Trichoplusia ni (cabbage looper), 2583 nucleotides. RefSeq lists its product as uncharacterized. Bases 16 to 1467 code for a protein of 483 amino acids. The transcript is spliced from 7 exons. The record is from RefSeq and is a predicted model, not a curated record. NCBI's taxonomy places the organism in Eukaryota, Metazoa, Arthropoda, Insecta, Lepidoptera, Noctuidae.